AUGCUAACUGACCAUUACGCUCUUUCCUACAAAAGUCAAUUGCUCGAGAAUUAUGCUGCUUUAAAGAAGCGCGUGUGGAUUUUACCCGCCAAUACUCUCUCAGCUACCUACGUGAAGCGCGAGACGGUGAGGAUUUGGCGCGCUCACACUCAACCAGUCGACCAGGGAACGUACGGUGGGAGUUGGUGGCCAAGGAAUCGGUUCAGAGCAAUGUCUGCUAUGCCAUCAGUCACCGAUGCACCAUGUCACAGGAAAAGCUGGCAGGUGUGUGUAUGGGUUGUGAUGUCUCUGCUGCCACUUGUGGCAGGAGGCAGGUCAGGUUUCCGAGCAGAAUCCGAAACUGCAGUGGGACUACUUAGUGCUGGAAUGGAGGAGCCGCCUUUAGAGACUCUUCCAGACAUUGAGGAGGAGAUAGAAGAGGGCAGUGACUCUCCAUGGCAUGAUCUGUUUGAACCAUCUGUGUUUGUUGAGGAGGACCAGCAGCCAGCACGAUGGGAACGUUCACCCCGCUCACCAGACACCACUGACAUACAGACCAAAGGAGCUCGCAAGAAAAAGAAGAAAAAAGAUAAGGAAGAAAAGAAAAAGAAAGACAAGAAUAGCAGGCGACGGCACAGCAGCCGGGAUUGCCGUGUGGAAAAACAGGAGAUGCGCGUUCGAGACCUGGGCAUGGGCUUUGACUCAGAUGAGAUCGUCCUCUUCAAGUUCUGUGUCGGUUCCUGCCAAAGGUCACGUGAAAACUACGACUUAGCUCUGCGCGUUCUGCUGGCAAAUGGCAGCCUGCCCAAGCGCACUGCCAGAAAGAUUAGCGCACACCCUUGCUGCCGCCCCACGAGUUAUGAACCAGUUUCCUUCAUGGAUGCUACCACAACCUGGAGAACCAUCAAGUCCCUCUCAGCCGCAGACUGUGAGUGCAUAGGAUGAGGCUGGAAGAGGGAGCAUGACCUAAAGAAAAGGUGCAACGGUCAAAGAAAGGAGGAAGCGGGAAGCCUCCUGGGCCAUGGCUACAAAACAAGGUCAGGCAGUGUUGGCCCUGUUUGAAAAGCUGUGAGGGAAUUUGGUUGGUCUUUGGGGGUUGUGGGUGAUUCAUAAGAACAGCCUAUGUAUACAAACUUUUAUCACACCAAACCUCAGCAGAAAGAAUUGGAUGCGAUUAGACCAAGUCAGAGAAGAGGAGAGACUCUGGAGCAACAUCACUGAGGAUGCAAGAACAGCUACUUUGUAUUGUCCAAUUGAGAUGCUCUAUAAACAGAAAACUAAAUGUAUAACUUGACGAGCGUUUGCUUACCAGGAGUUUCAUCGGACAUGGAUACAGCACGAAAUCCUGAUUGAUUCGUUAGACUCAUUUGUUGAUCCUGGAUGUCAGUGCCCUUUUUCCUGGCCUUCCAUCUGGCAUGUAAUAUUUCAGCCAGAAUAGCAAAGUUUGGAUCACUCAUUAUUAACAGCACAUUAUUGUUGUAAUUACAAUGUAAUUGCACAAUCAUAUGUGCAGUAUUAUUAAAAGUUUAGCCCAUAGAAAACACAUAGGCCAGUUAGUAUUACCCUUUUAGCUGGAAGCGCUGAAGGUUGAUUGUAUUUGCCACAGGUCUUUCAUUUCUCAGGAUUUUACCAGACUGAUAUAAACAGUUUUUCUGGUACAUUUUAAUGCUUAUUAAAACUUAUCCCGUUCCAUGAGGUCGGUUUUUAAGAUUAAAAUUGUAUAGUAAGUUGAUGACAUAUAUAUAAGUGAAAAUAGGUAAAUAUAUAACAAAAAACUAGUAUUUGAUGCUUUACUGUCUAGAGCCGGUUAUAGGACGAUGCAAUAUCUUUCCUUUGAAUUAAUUGAUGCUGGUGCAUCAAAUAUUAAUAUACAAAGUACAUAUAAUGUUAAAAAAUAUUAACAAAUACAUUAGGUAAGCAUUAUAUAUGUCUAAAUUAAAUUAAACUAUUCUUAGAAGUUUGAAGCAGUGAGAAGCUAGUUGGUUUUAGCAACAUACCAAACUAAAAGUCAAGCCCUGGUUCAUCUUGCUUGACAUUCUAAAAUUGUUCAUGUAUUACUUUAGUAAUAAAAAAUUUGCAAGUGAUAGAGGUUGCACCCUAGUUUUUCAUUUGUACAGGGUUUUCCCCAUUAUAAUUUUAUAAAUAUAGCAUAAUUUAAUCGGGUCCAACUGACAGUGCUUAUCCAGACCCAUUAGUGUUUUCUUUUUUCAACACAGAUGACGACCACAAUGCAUUUGUCAUUGUUUAUCUUAUUGUUACCAGAUGGAUGCCAUGCAUCCCUUAACACUUACUGUACACCUAACAGAUAUCAUAUUUAUUUUUUUCAUUUAAGUUAUUUAUUUAUUGCUAUGUCUACAGAUGUCUUUUGGAUGUUUAUAUUUAUUCUUGUUAGUACCUUGGCCUCUGUUCUGCAAUCCCUGUCAUCUCAUAAUGAACCAGCAUGAAUAACAACAAGGCUUUGAACAGGGUCAGCUGCAAAAUAUCACAGUUGGGGUAAAAAACUGAGAUAUUUAUUCCAAAUAUUUUGAUGGGAUGAGAAGGACUUGUAUAUAUCAUGUCAGAUCAUGACAAAUGCUUCAUUGGAUUCUUUUUUUUUUUUUUUUUUUUUUUUUUUUUGAGUCCUCCAAGAGUUAUAAAACUCUCAGUACACCUACAGGGAAGUCUCAGCUUCAAUUUAUGAAAAGGAAAUUAAAAUAGUUUUCUUCCAAAACUCUACGGAUGAGGGGGAGAUGGAUAUUGUUCUGACUAGGCCAUCUGUCUGCCCAACUUGCUGACCUUAAUAGCCUUGAUGUUGUAUUCAGUUUCAACAUUUGAA
This is a messenger RNA of Myxocyprinus asiaticus (Chinese sucker), 2794 nucleotides long. RefSeq names its product glial cell line-derived neurotrophic factor-like. NCBI's taxonomy places the organism in Eukaryota, Metazoa, Chordata, Actinopteri, Cypriniformes, Catostomidae. Gene Ontology annotation, molecular function: glial cell-derived neurotrophic factor receptor binding; receptor tyrosine kinase binding; growth factor activity. The record is from RefSeq and is a predicted model, not a curated record. The coding region runs from base 1 to 924 and encodes 307 amino acids. The transcript is spliced from 5 exons.